AUGGCUUAUCUAAGAAUUCAGCAUGUAAUAGGCGAUAAGACACGCACUUCUAGCUGUGGAGGGUUCCUGAUUCAGCCAGAUGCUGUGCUCUCAGCAGCUCACUGUGUGAAAGUGAAUAUCACUGUGAUCCUGGGAGCCCACAACAUAAAUAGUCAAGAACCAACCCAGCAGCAGUUCCAUGUUGGCCACUGGGCCAUCCAUCCUGACUAUUCAGAUGAAACCUAUCUAAAUGACAUCAUGCUGCUCAAGCUGCAGCCCAAGGCCAAGUGGACUAAGUAUGUGCAACCUAUCUGCGGGCCAAGGCACAACCAAGAUGUGAAACCAGGAACCACAUGUGAAGUGUCUGGCUGGGGCCAAACAUCUGUGACAGGGGAUAAGACUGAUGUGAUGAGGGUGGUGGACCUGAAGGUGCAGGAGGACAAGGUGUGUGAGUGCUCUUUCACACGAUACAGACAUCAGUCUAUGAUCUGUGCUGGUGAGGAGCGUGGCAGAAAAUCAACUUCCAAGGGUGAUUCUGGUGGCCCAUUAAUCUGCAAUGGGAUGCCUCAUGGCAUUGUUUCUCAUGGACUUCAAAAAAGUCUCUUCCCUGAAGUAUUUACCAGAGUCUCCUAUUUUGAACGCUGGAUACAUAAACAGCUGCAGAAGUUUGAGCUCCAAGAACUCCCCGACUCCUCUGACUAA
Acanthisitta chloris (rifleman) is the source of this 681-nucleotide messenger RNA. Its product is annotated as duodenase-1-like. The record is from RefSeq and is a predicted model, not a curated record. The transcript has 4 exons. Lineage: Eukaryota; Metazoa; Chordata; Aves; Passeriformes; Acanthisittidae. Gene Ontology annotation, cellular component: cytoplasm; intracellular membrane-bounded organelle. The coding region runs from base 1 to 681 and encodes 226 amino acids. Gene Ontology annotation, molecular function: serine-type endopeptidase activity. Gene Ontology annotation, biological process: proteolysis.